This is a messenger RNA of Aspergillus sclerotioniger CBS 115572, 1988 nucleotides long. RefSeq names its product phosphatase PAP2 family protein. Gene Ontology annotation, cellular component: inositol phosphoceramide synthase complex. The transcript has 3 exons. Gene Ontology annotation, biological process: sphingolipid biosynthetic process; inositol phosphoceramide metabolic process. The record is from RefSeq and is a predicted model, not a curated record. Bases 465 to 1718 code for a protein of 417 amino acids. Lineage: Eukaryota; Fungi; Ascomycota; Eurotiomycetes; Eurotiales; Aspergillaceae. Gene Ontology annotation, molecular function: inositol phosphoceramide synthase activity.
GCUGACGACGUCUUUUGGCGUGUUCUGCUUCUUCUCCGAGUGCUGUUCUUUUCUUUCACAUCCCCUACCCCCUAUUCAUCCUCUUCUUCCUCCUUGAUCCCGGAUCCUCUCUUCUUCCGUUUCAUUCCCCCGGUUGUCAGUCGCCCAUGAAUCCCGUCUCCCGUGUGGCCCCCCGUUGUACAUACCAUUAAUCUCAGCAUUAUCCAGCAUUUUGGCAUCGGUGUCAGCUUAUCUUUCGGCAUUUACUUAUAAUCAUACAUCACAUCCCGGCAUCUAUAGUUUCAGGCUGGAAUCCAUCGGAUAGGGGCAAACACGCGACACCGACGGAGCUGCUUAUACCCCUCGCUUGAUCCGUCCCACCGUUUGUAACAUCCAUCGCUCAUGCUUGCUCGUUCGUCCUGGUAGCUCCGAUCUGCGAUCUUAUUUAAAGCGUCGUCCCGUCGCCCCAUUAUCGCACGUCAGCCAUGGCGUCGACUACCAACAACACUGUCGAUCUGGGGAAGCCCCAGUUCGCUUCCCACUCAUGGGCUGAGCCGAUCAUAGUCGUGAGCAUCAUGCUCAGCUCCUUAUACUUCAACCGUCGCAGAGAUUUCAGCAUCUUCGGCAAAAAUAACAACCGGGAUCUUGGGUCGUCACACCCGUUGUAUGUGAAAGACGAGGAGGCCGAUCCCUUCGACCCAUACUCGGAGAGAGAAAGCGAUGACCAGGCCCGGGCUCAACCGCCCGCCAACCCACAUCCCCCGAAGUAUCGCAAAUGCCUGUGGUACACGGUCGAGACACCGAACUCGUCUCGUUUUGCUCGUCAUUUCCACAGUCGGAUCCUGCAGAAGUUCCCCUUCUUGGUCGAGAUGUUCUACUGGGUUAUGAACUAUUUGUUCUAUUCGUGCACCAAAGCCAUUGCGCAAUCGCUUUCUCCCGCCGGUAGCGACGUCGUCCAGCUCGCCCAGGAUCAUGCCAUUGGACUUUUAAAGGUGGAACAUGACUCGUUUUUCAGCAUCUUCUUUCCUAUUCAGGAGGCCGAUUUCCAGGCUUUCUUUGUCAACGGCCAUCCAGGAUGGAUGACCUUCUUCAACCGAAUCUAUUCCCUCGUCCACAUCCCGGGAACCGUCGCUUUUCUCUCCUGGUGGUACUUUUCCGCCCCCGACUUUGAGACCUUUGCCAUUGUCCGUCGCACCAUGACCCUCGGCAACUUCAUGGCAUUUAUCAUCUUCUGCUUCUGGCCCCUGAUGCCUCCGCGUCUUCUGCCCGAAUCUUACGGUUUCCACGACACUGUGCGUCAGGAGCACGCCGAGAGUGUCUGGGUGGGAGGAAAAAUGGUGAACCAGCUGGCCGCCAUGCCCAGCUUGCACUUCACCUACGCGUUCUGCAUCGGCAGCACAUUCUUCUACCACUCCGGUGUUCUUCACCGCCUUUUCGGAAAGCGCAGCACCCGCACGACUCUGAAGGACAUUGUCUUUUUCAUCCUGGGCUUCAUCUAUCCACUAUUGGUUUUGGCUGUGAUUGUCGCCACCGCCAACCACUAUUGGAUGGAUGCUACGGUUGCUACCUUUUCUGUCACCUUUUCUUUCUUCUGCAACGGGAUCUGGAUGGUUCUGCUGCCCUUGGAGGACAUGCUGCUGUGGCUGUUGCGGCUGGAGAAGCCCAUCCCCACGACCGGGAACCGCCGAGGCUUGCCUCAAGACGAUGACCGUGAGGGUGUUGAAUACCGUCCACUAUAGGCUAUAACCGAUAAUACACUAAUCGAGAUCUCGCUGGUUUGCGUUAUUAUCAGCAUCUACGACCUUGGCAUGGAUGACAGAGUUGUUGCACGGCGUCAUUCCGAAUGGAAUCUGAACAGCCAUGUACAUCAGUCCAGCUAUCCUCAUCUUGGUCUGCUACCACGCUCGGGUUUGUUGGGUGCUAUGCGCUGGACGCCAAGUAUGCGAUGUAAUGACAUAUAGAAUAUAUACGAUCAUCCACUCCUGACGCAGUAGUAUACAAUCAGUGAU